Messenger RNA from Fraxinus pennsylvanica, 1575 nucleotides. The record is from the annotation of a GenBank genome assembly. Lineage: Eukaryota; Viridiplantae; Streptophyta; Magnoliopsida; Lamiales; Oleaceae.
AUGACGAGGGUGAAGUUGCUGGGAAGGACUAUUAACCUGAGAAGAUUGAUCUCGGAGAGGAUGAACAAAGUAUUCAGAAGUAAUAUUGAGUUUUUGUUUGAUCGUUUUGAGUCUCAGGAUCUAUGUGCAAUUGUGGAAUUGGAAAGGCUACUAGAUGUUGUGCAACUUGCUCAUGACUUGCUGUCCAAAGAUCUCACGCUUGAUUCAUUUGAUCUCAUGUUGAAUGAGAUGCAAGAGAAUGUAUCUAUUGUUUCAUAUUCUAGUCGACUUGCGUCUCAGAUUUGGACGGAGAUGCAAAAUGACUUCUUACCAAACUUCAUCCUCUGUAAUACAACUCAACGCUUUGUCCGAUCAUCAAGAGUGCCCCUUGUUCCUGUUCAGAAGCCAUCAGUUCCAUAUGCAAAGCCAAACUUCUAUUGUGGUACUCAAGAUUUAAAUUCUGCUUACCAGAGCUUUGCUCGACUACAUAGUGGAUUUUUUGGAAUGCCUCACAUGUAUUCCAUUGUCAGACUCCUGGGGUCUAGAUCAUUGCCAUGGCUCAUCAGGGCACUAUUAGACUAUAUCUCAAAUAAGAUAACUACCCUAGAACCAAUGAUCGCUGGACUGCAAGAGGCUUUACCAAAAUCUAUUGGAUUACUUCCCUUUGAUGGUGGUAUGGCAGGCUGUAUGAGGAUUGUUAAAGAGCAUCUUAAUUGCUGGCAUUCCAAAUCAGACCUUAAAGCAGAUUCUCUUCGUGGAAUAAAGGAAAUUGGAAGCGUGUUAUACUGGAUGAGUCUGCUCGAUAUUGUCAUGAGAGAAGUGGACACUAGCCAAUUCUUGCAAACUGCGCCUUGGCUGGGUUUGAUUCCUGGUGCAGAUGGGCAAAUCAUGCAAUCCCAGGAUGGUGAAGAUAGCCCGAUUGUAACUCUCUUCAAAUCUGUAGCUUCUGUUACUUCAUCAAAUCUUCACUUCUCAAAUCCGUCAGUAUUCCGAGUGCUGUCAAGACAGGCAGAAGCUGCUGAUUUGUUAUAUAAGACCAACAUUAAUGCUGGAAGUGUGCUGGAAUACGCACUUGCUUUCACAAGUGCAGCUUUAGAGAAAUACUGUAGUAAAUGGAGUGCAGUUCCCAAGACAGGGUUUGUUGACAUUACUACUUCAAAAGAUUUUUAUCGUAUAUAUAGCGGCCUCCAAAUCGAAUACCUUGAGGAAGCCAUUCAGGCACAAUCGAGCAAUCGUGAAGUGUUGGGUGAUUCAGUUGCCUGGGGUGGUUGUACAAUAAUCUACCUUCUUGGCCAACAGUUGCAUUUUGAACUUUUCGACUUUUCACAUCAAGUCCUCAAUGUUGCAGAGGUUGAGGUAGUAGAAGUCGCACCAACCCAUAAGAAUCUUCAUACUGUCCAGAGUUCGGAAGUCCUAUUAGAAGCUAUGAAGAAAGCAAGACGACUGAAUAACCAUGUAUUUUCAAUGUUGAAAGCUCGCUGCCCAUUAGAGGACAAGCAGGCUUGUGCAAUCAAGCAAAGUGGCGCGCCACUGCAUCGAAUAAAGUUCGAGAACACAGUCUCAGCCUUCGAAACAUUGCCACAGAAAGGUGCCUGA